GCUAUUCCUGGUUCCCCUCCCCCAGUAAGGCAGUACCAGCAGCAGUCUCUGAAAUCCUAUCAGGUAUUUUCUUAGACACACCUAAGCAAGACAGGAGGGAAACAACUCACACUGCCACGGAACCUUCAGACUUCUCCCCGAUCUUCUCCGUCCCAAGGUAAAAUACAGGUUGUCAUUGCAUAAUGGACUGGAAGACAUUUCAGGGUAUCCUGAGUGGCGUGAAUAAAUACUCAACAGCAUUUGGUCGCAUCUGGUUAUCGGUGGUCUUUGUGUUCCGAGUACUUGUGUAUGUGGUCGCAGCAGAGAAAGUUUGGGGCGAUGAACAAAAAGAUUUUGAUUGCAAUACUCGGCAGCCAGGGUGCACCAAUGUUUGCUAUGACCACUACUUUCCCAUCUCACAUAUCAGGCUCUGGGCCCUCCAGCUUAUCUUUGUUACUUGCCCAUCUCUUUUGGUUAUAAUGCAUGUAGCCUAUAGAGACGAACGGGAGAAAAAGAACCGUCUAAAGAAUGGAGAAAACUGUUCCAAGCUAUACUCCAACACAGGAAAAAAGCAUGGUGGUCUGUGGUGGACCUACCUCUUGAGCCUAUUCUUUAAGACUGGUAUUGAAAUUGGUUUCCUUUACAUAUUGCAUAAAAUGUGGGAUAGCUUUGAUCUGCCACGUCUUGUAAAAUGUACAAAUAUUGAACCCUGCCCUAAUAUAGUAGACUGUUACAUAGCCCGUCCGACAGAGAAAAGGGUGUUCACCUAUUUUAUGGUUGCAGCUUCUGCUUUUUGCAUCAUCCUCAACAUCUGCGAAAUAUUCUACCUUAUAUUUAAAAGGACACUGAAUUGCAUGAACAAAUACAAGAAGUCUAGCAAACACUCUGUGACCUACAGCAAAGCUUCCACCUGCCAGUGCCACAUUCAUCUGGACACCAUUGAAAAGAAACACAUGAUGAACAAGACACUGGAGUCUAUACGGGCAUCUGCACCCAAUCUGACAACAAUAUAAUCCAGUAAGCGUUGGAUGAAUUAUUAUAAGCACCUUUUUGUAUUAUAAAAAUAUGAUGGAUUAUUUUUUAAUUAAUCUGGUUCUUCCAGAGCUCAAUAGAAAGAAUGAGAGAGACAUUUAUUUUUGUAUCAAAAAAGACAUUAUUUUCACAAGGCUGCCACUGCCCAAUUCUUUUUUUAAUUUCCAGAGACUUUUACGUGGGAUCUUGUACUAUGCUGCAAUCUGCCUUAUGAAUGUAAAUUAUCCUGACGCAAUCAUACCUGGAUUACUCUUGUAAAAAUCCAUUGUUCUGCAUUUCAAAUACUGACUCUUGUUUACUGAUAGCAGUCUAUUGAGACUCAAAGUUAAUGGUCUAUACUGCCGCCAUACAAAAGUUUGGGUUAUAUUGCAUAUUAUUAUUGUAUUUUCCAUACAUCAGCCUGUGACACAUAGCACUUGUGGAACCUAACACCUAGGAUUGGUGUUUUAUAAAGAAAAAAUAACAAAUAUACGAUAUACCAGGUUCUUAAAAAGGAAAAAAAAAACAACACAAAUACCUGUACAUAUGUUGUAGAUAAAGAAAUACAAAACUGUUGUCUGUGUAUAAUGCCAAUGCUUUGUAAUCAAGACCUCGGAAGCAUGAUCAUGGACAGACAUCAAUUUAUUUGUCUGCAGCACAUCACUGGGAUCAAAUUAAAGAACUUCAUCUGCUAUGAACUACAACUUCUGGUAUCUUUUAACAUCCAAUGGAUACUGGAAGUUUGCAGCAAAGCAGAAUUCCUGGUUAAACUGGCACUAGUCAGUUGUCACAAAAGUUACAUGAAUUGAAGAAAUGUGGCACCAUUAUGCACAGUAUCAGUUAUGCAGAGUAUGAUAGUGUCACAUAAUAACAGCUGCAAAUUUAACUCUAAAUAGAAAGGACUUUUUGAAUUGUAACUUUAUCACUGCCAGUUGGAUCUGCUUUGCAUACAGGGUAAAGGGGGUUUAUGGUGCUCAAAAACACCUUUCACUUACAAACAGUGUAUUUAUUAUUUAUAGAAGCAUAUUUUAUUAAAGUUUUUUUUACAAGG
Messenger RNA from Xenopus laevis (African clawed frog), 2041 nucleotides. RefSeq names its product gap junction protein beta 3 L homeolog (gene gjb3.L). The transcript is spliced from 2 exons. Gene Ontology annotation, biological process: cell communication; cell-cell signaling; transmembrane transport. Gene Ontology annotation, molecular function: gap junction channel activity. Bases 183 to 992 code for a protein of 269 amino acids. Gene Ontology annotation, cellular component: connexin complex; plasma membrane; gap junction. Lineage: Eukaryota; Metazoa; Chordata; Amphibia; Anura; Pipidae. The record is from RefSeq and is a predicted model, not a curated record.